AUGUGGCAAAGAAUACCUACAACUUACAAAAAAUAUAGCUUGCAACCAAAUGCUCAGGUUCCGAGAACAACACUUUUUAGGAGACGAACUUCAGAUAUUGAAAAUAGAAGGAAGUAUGAGCAAUAUGCUGCAGAAUUCAGAUACAAAUUUGAGCAUCAUUAUGAACAAUUGGAACCUACUUCGUCACGUUCAACAAAUAAACAUGAAAUUAUGGAAACAAGUUAUAAGCCAAUACAAUUAUUUAAGCUACAGGAGUACGAGAUUAGUGCCAAAAGGAAAAGACGACAUUCUUUUUCAGAUUAUAAAGAUAGGAUUGGGAGUUCAAUAGAAGAUAACUACAAUGCUGCAGCAGUAUAUUGUUGUGUUUGUUGUGUCGACUCUUUUGCUAGGCCACCAAUUCAAGGUUUUAUCCAAUUCAAUGGUAGAUAUGGCUGCCCUUGGUGUUUGCAUCCUGGGCAAUGGAUAGCAAAUCCACUAAAAGAUAAAGGUGGCAGUCACAAAUAUCCAUUAUUGGAAACACCUGUUGGUCUACGAAAUGUAGAAGACACGCUUAAGCAUAUCGAACAAGCAGAGCCAAACAAACCAUGUUUUGGUGUUAAAAAUCCAUCCGAAUGGGAGAUGCAGUUAGGAUCCAGUACAGAAUAUCCUACUUAUGAAAAGUUAGAUGAAUUUUUAACUACUAGAAUAAGAGCUUUGAAAGCUAUACAAGCUACUAAAAUUACUUCUGAAAAUUUAAAAAGUUCUAAAUCAAGUACAGUAAAGGGUCACACUGCCUCUGUCAUUUCUAAGUGUCCUUUGUGUAAAGAGUACCAUAAUUUAUAUAAAUGUUCUCAAGUUAAGUCACUCUCUGUUGAUCGCCGUAAAGAAAUAGCACAAAAUAACCAUUGUUGUUUUAAUUGUUUAAUCCCCCGUCAUAAGCCUUAUUCUUGUGUGAGUAAAUUUACUUGUGCCAAAUGUCGUCGAAAACAUAAUACGCUUUUACAUCAUGAUAAUAGAGUUGAUUCAAGUCAGGCGUGUUCGUCUCAAACGAGCUUACAAUCAAGUGUGAUUGAUCAAGAAAAUUCGAGUCAAUCGGUUAACGUGAAUCAUGUCUCGAAAACUGAUAAAAAUGAAGUUUUUAAUUUGAAUAAACAUGAUAACGAAAUAGUUAGCACACUUUUAGCUACGGCUCUGGUGGAAGAACCGGGUUGUAAGGCUUUAACUGUACGAGCCUUAGUAUUGCCGAGGUUAACUGCGUACCAUCCUCCCGCGAAGCCUAAAAAUUAUAAUGAAAUAAAAAUGUUUUCACUUGCGGAUCCGAAUCUUUUUGAGGAUUCACCGAUUGAUUUCAUAUUGGGCGCGGAUAAAUUGGGAUCGUGUUUGCUACCGGGUCUAAAACAAGGUAUAGCAGGUAAUUUAACAGCGCAAUCGACAAUAUUUGGUUGGGUUCUUUCGGGUCCAAUUCAUGGUAUCUCUUCUUUUUUAAUGUAUUCUCCAUCAGUACAUAAUAGUGUUUCCAUAGAAACCUUGCAUGAUAACCUGGAAAAAUUUUGGCAGCUAGAAGAACUUCCAACCACAUCCUCUCUAACAGAGGAGCAAAAAAACUGUGAGCAACAUUUUAUUGAUACACAUCAAAGAUUGGUUACUGGUCGGUACAUGGUUCGUUUACCGUUUCAGGAAGGUCCGCCCAUAAACAUUGGAAGUUCUCUCACUAAAUGUCGAAUAGUUCUAAAUCGAGUUUUGCAAAGGUUAUCAAAGGAUCCUGCUCAUUUGGAGCAGUAUAAGACAUUUAUGGGUGAAUAUGAGAGUUUGGGUCAUAUGAGAUUAACCAAAAUCGAGGAUUCUUCUGAUAGAAAGCAGAUUGUUUAUUUGCCUCAUCAUUGUGUAGUUCGAGAGUCGAGUACCACUACUAAAUUGCGAGUAGUUUUUAACGCCUCGAGUUUGACCUCAAAUAACACCUCUUUAAACUCUCAUCUUCACAUAGGUCCACCUUUGUUGAACGAUUUGGUCUCAAUUUUGCUACUUUGGAGGGAGCAUAAGUAUGUUUACGUUACAGAUGUUGCAAAGAUGUUUCGACAAAUUCUGAUUGAUCCCAGAGAUCUUGACUAUCAACGGAUCCUGUGGAAAAAUGAUCGAGAAGAGUUGGUCGCUUAUCAAAUAUUAACUGUUACAUAUGGAACUUCUUGUGCCCCCUACCUUGCAAAUAGAGUCAUAAAGCAAUUAAUAGUAGAUGAAGGUUAUAAGUUUCCUCUUGCACAAUUGGUACUAGAGGGAACUAUUUAUGUUGAUGACGUGUUUAUUGGGGCUGAUGACCUGGGUACCGCAAACCAAACCAGGGAACAAGUCUCUGACCUUAUGGAGAGUGGGGAAUUUCAUUUGCGCAAAUGGGCCUCUAAUAAUGCUGGUUUACUAAGAAAUUGUGCCGUUGGCAGUCAUGAGAGAGCUCUAGAAUUUUCCUCCCCAGGAGAUGCUCAUUUGAAAGUGCUAGGUUUGAAAUGGGACCCAGUCGAUGAUUCUUUUUGUUUUGAGGUUGAGUUGGACUUAAUUGAUAUUCCUACAAAACGAGUAGUGUUGUCAUGCAUUUCAAAGUUAUAUGAUCCUCUGGGCUGGCUCACUCCAGUAGUAGUAAAGGCUAAACUUUUAAUGCAGGAAUUGUGGUUGCGAAAAAUUAGUUGGGACGAAAAAUUACCUCAAGACUUGUUAUCUCAAUGGUUCGAAUAUUAUAAUGAUCUAGUAAAUUUAGAGGCUUUAAAAAUCCCAAGAUGGAUAGGUUCGAUCUCUUCCGAUUCACGUUAUGAGUUACAUGGAUUUGCGGACGCUUCUAAUAAAGCAUAUGCGGCGAAUGUUUACUUGUGUGUUUUGGAUGCUAAAAAUGAAGUAUAUAUUACUUUAUUAAUUUCGAAGUCUAAAGUUGCCCCAAUAACGCCGGUGAGCAUUCCUCGAUUGGAGUUGUGUGCGGCUGUAUUGUUGGCUCGAAUCAUGAAAUUUGUGACAUACACAAUGAAAUUUAUGUCAGUACCACAAUACUGUCACACAGACUCCAGUGUAGUGCUAGCAUGGCUUCGUAAACAUCCUUUAACUUGGAAGACCUUUGUGGCCAAUCGUGUUGCUUUAAUCCACGAAUUGGUACCAGAGGCACAUUGGCUUCAUGUUGAUUCCAAGGAUAAUUCCGCAGAUUGUGCUUCUCGUGGCUUACUUUCAAGAGAAAUCAUUGAUCAUGCCUUGUGGUGGAAGGGUCCUACAUGGCUUUCGGAUUCAACUACUGUUUGGAUAGAAAAUUCCGAAUCGGAAAUUAUUACAACCGAAUUGGAAUCAAAAUCUACUAAGUUGAGUUGUAAUUUUAUUGAAACAAUAAAUGAUAAUGAUCUUAUCAACAGGUUUUCUUCUUGGCCUAAAUUGUUAAGAAUCGCAACCUUGUGCUUACGUUUUAUUAAAAAUUGUAAAUUUCGUAAUGACUCAAAACCUUUGCAUAAUUAUACCAUUGAAAUUAAUCAAACACGAUUAUUGUUAAUUAAAUUAGUUCAAGGUCAAUUUUUUGAUUCGGAAUUACGGGAUCUUAUUAAAUCUAAAAGCAUUUCGAAAACGUCUUCUCUGCGAUCAUUAUGUCCUUUUUUGGAUAGUGAAGAAAUUCUACGCGUAAGUGGGAGACUUCGUAAUGCCCCUAUCGCAUAUAAUGAAAAGCACCCUAUAAUAUUACCUCGCCAUAAGAUCAGUGAAUUAAUAGCUGCCCAUGCUCAUUUAACAAGUCUGCAUGGAGGAAUUAAUUUGACGUUACAUACCAUGAGACAGAAUUAUUGUGUCAUGGGAGUUCGUUCUUUGAUUAAAAAUAUAAUUAACCAUUGUGUGAUUUGCAUUCGAGAAAAGGCGGUAGUUGUACAACAGCUAAUGAGCGAUCUUCCAGAGUUUAGAGUGAGCCCUAGUCGUCCCUUUUGCCACACUGGGGUUGAUUAUGCUCGGCCCUUUGAUGUAAAAUUAAAUUCAGGAAGAGGAUACAAAAGUAUAAAAACUUACAUAGCACUAUUCAUUUGUUGUUCGUCACGUGCUAUUCAUUUAGAAUUGGUUUCCGACCAUACAUCUUUGGCCUUUUUAACCGCAUUUCAACGUUUUGUAUCUAGGCGUGGAAUACCGUCAAAUCUUUAUAGUGAUAAUGGUACUACAUUUGUAGGAGCCAAUAAUGAACUAAAAAGAUGUAUUAGUAAAUUACGUAAUGAUGUCGAGUUGCAUAAGCGAUUGAAUUUCCAAGGAACGGAAUGGAAAUUUAUUCCUCCUUCUGCUCCUCAUUUUGGGGGUUUGUGGGAGGCAGGAGUAAAAAGUGUAAAACACCAUUUAAGAAGAAUUGUUGGUAACCAUAAAUUAACAUUUGAAGAGUUUUACACUUUGCUUGUCCGCAUUGAAGCUAAUUUGAAUUCACGUCCCAUUGCGCCUCUUUCCGAUAGCUUUGACGACUUUUCGUAUUUAACUCCGGGACAUUUACUCAUUGGUGCACCUAUUACUGCUGUACCAGAGCCGUCGUUAGAGUUCACACCAGAAAAUCGUUUAAAUCAGUGGGGAAUUAUUCAAAAAAUUUCGGAAAUUUUUUAG
Leptopilina boulardi is the source of this 4560-nucleotide messenger RNA. RefSeq lists its product as uncharacterized. Gene Ontology annotation, molecular function: nucleic acid binding. Lineage: Eukaryota; Metazoa; Arthropoda; Insecta; Hymenoptera; Figitidae. The record is from RefSeq and is a predicted model, not a curated record. The transcript is spliced from 6 exons. The coding region runs from base 1 to 4560 and encodes 1519 amino acids. Gene Ontology annotation, biological process: DNA integration.